AUGCUUUCCAGAACAGUUCGUGCACAAGGUUUCUUCUUAAGAAGUUCGCAACUAACCGUUAAAAGGUCAUUUUCGGUUACAUUCAACAUGAAGAAUGCUCAAAACAGAUCACCCACAGGGAUUGUUUUGAUGAACAUGGGUGGCCCCUCUAAAGUUGAAGAAACGUAUGAUUUUUUGUAUCAAUUAUUUGCUGAUAACGACUUAAUUCCUAUUAGUGCUAAGUAUCAAAAGACAAUUGCCAAAUAUAUUGCAAAGUUUCGUACCCCUAAGAUAGAGAAGCAGUACAAGGAAAUUGGCGGAGGCUCCCCAAUCCGGAAAUGGUCCGAGUAUCAGGCUACUGAAGUUUGCAAAAUCUUGGAUAAAACCUGCCCAGAAACAGCACCUCAUAAACCUUACGUGGCGUUCCGUUAUGCGAAGCCGCUAACCGCAGAAACUUAUAAGCAAAUGCUAAAAGAUGGUGUGAAGAAGGCAGUGGCCUUUUCUCAAUAUCCUCAUUUCUCGUAUUCUACUACCGGGUCAUCCAUUAACGAAUUGUGGAGACAGAUCAAGGCAUUGGACUCCGAGAGAUCUAUAUCUUGGUCGGUUAUUGAUCGUUGGCCUACGAAUGAAGGUCUGAUUAAGGCUUUCUCCGAGAAUAUCGCCAAAAAACUGCAAGAAUUUCCACAACCUGUCAGAGACAAGGUUGUUUUAUUGUUUUCUGCGCAUUCUCUACCCAUGGAUGUUGUUAACACUGGUGAUGCCUACCCAGCUGAGGUGGCUGCCACUGUUUAUAGUAUCAUGCAAACACUGAAGUUUAAAAACCCUUAUAGGUUAGUUUGGCAAUCCCAAGUCGGACCCAAACCAUGGUUGGGAGCGCAAACAGCAGACAUCGCUGAAUUUUUAGGUCCGAAAGUUGACGGCCUGAUGUUCAUUCCGAUCGCCUUCACCUCUGACCAUAUUGAAACUUUGCAUGAAAUAGACUUGGGCGUUAUCGGGGAAUCGGAAUAUAAGGAUAAAUUUAAGAGAUGCGAAUCUUUAAAUGGUAAUCAGACUUUCAUUGAAGGCAUGGCGGAUCUUGUCAAAAGCCAUUUGCAGAGUCAUCAACUGUAUUCCAAUCAACUACCUCUCGACUUUGCACUUGGUAAGUCCAACGAUCCUGUAAAGGACCUUUCAUUGGUAUUUGGCAACCAUAGAAGUACUUGA
Molecule: messenger RNA, 1182 nt
Organism: Saccharomyces paradoxus
Lineage: Eukaryota; Fungi; Ascomycota; Saccharomycetes; Saccharomycetales; Saccharomycetaceae
Gene: HEM15
Product: ferrochelatase HEM15
Exons: 1
Coding region: 1-1182 (393 amino acids)
Biological process (GO): heme biosynthetic process
Molecular function (GO): protoporphyrin ferrochelatase activity
Source: RefSeq, a predicted model, not a curated record